Messenger RNA from Aspergillus fijiensis CBS 313.89, 2366 nucleotides. Its product is annotated as putative nucleoside diphosphatase (Ynd1). Gene Ontology annotation, molecular function: nucleoside diphosphate phosphatase activity. The record is from RefSeq and is a predicted model, not a curated record. Gene Ontology annotation, cellular component: membrane. Gene Ontology annotation, biological process: nucleoside diphosphate catabolic process. The coding region runs from base 190 to 2334 and encodes 714 amino acids. The transcript has 4 exons. Lineage: Eukaryota; Fungi; Ascomycota; Eurotiomycetes; Eurotiales; Aspergillaceae.
AUCUGCGACCGGCUCCCCGCCCGCCUUCCGUACCUUUUGCGAUCACAACAUCCACACCUUGCUUUGCACCCCUUCGACUGCUGACAACAUUCGCUAUUCACCUGCUUGGUGCUGGCUCCAAGGUGGUCAUGCGGCUCGGAUUGUUCACACAUUUACAAUACUAAUCUUAAUACCACCGCCGCGAUCCCCAUGGGCAAAUGGCGCUAUGGAGUCGUCUUGGACGCAGGCUCGUCUGGGACUCGAGUUCAUGUCUAUCGAUGGUUAGACAACGCCAUCGCUCGCAAAGAGGCUGACGGAGAUAAGCUCAAGUCUCUCCCGGAAAUCAAAACAAAAUCCCACUGGACCAAGAAAAUUCACCCAGGAGUAUCUUCUUUCGCCAACAAACCAGAAGAUGUGGGACACGAACAUCUUGCGGAACUUCUCGAACAUGCCCGUGAAAUCGUACCCGAUGAUGCUAUCAAAGACACCCCGAUCUUUCUCCUUGCCACUGCCGGUAUGCGUCUGCUAGGCGAUGUCGAACGGAAAGUCCUGCUGGAGCAGAUUUGCUCAUACGUCGGCGCGAACUCGGAUUUCUUGCUUCCCGACUGCGAUGUUCAUAUCCAGGUUAUCCCCGGAGUGACGGAGGGGUUGUACGGUUGGAUUGCCACGAACUAUCUCCUCGGAAGCUUCGAUUCGCCAGGGUCUCAUGAUCACGGCAAGGGUCACCACACGUAUGGGUUUUUGGACAUGGGUGGCGCAUCGGCACAGAUCGCAUUUGCGCCCAACGCGACCGAGAGCGAAAAGCACGCGAACGACCUGACGCUACUGCGGCUGCGCAACAUUGACGGAUCGGACCAGGAACACAGGGUUUUCGUCACUUCAUGGCUGGAAUUUGGGGUGCAUGAGGCUCGGAGGCGCUUCGUCGAGUCUCUGCAGGCGGCCAGUGCUGUUGGAGGAGUCACGGAGCUCCCGGAUCCCUGUUUACCUGCAGGCUUGCGUACGACUAUCGAUGGAAAGCCACUUCUCCCGAAAGACGACAGUAUGCAUCUACUGGGGACUGGAAAGUUUGACGAGUGCUUGCGUCAAACAUAUCCUUUACUGGACAAAGAUGCGCCUUGUCCGGACCAGCCAUGUCUCCUCCGUGGUGUGCAUGUACCAGCCAUUGACUUCGAUGUAAACCACUUUGUCGGGAUCAGCGAGUACUGGCAUACGACUCACGAGAUCUUUGAGAUGGGCCACAAGGACAAAGCCUACGAUUUUCACACCUACCAGGAUCGCGUACAGUCUUUCUGCUCUCAAGACUGGGAGAGCAUUGAGGCUGGAAUUGAGAGCCAUCAAUGGGGCAAGAAGGUCGAUCGGGAAUCAGCCUCCGAGGUUUGCUUCAAGGCAUCAUGGAUCAUCAAUGUACUGCAUGACGGCAUUGGGAUCCCUCGGGUAGGAUUGGACGAAAUGAAAAGCUCGAGCCACAACGGGACCAAGGAGGUGUUGUCCCAUGGUCAGAGCAAAGGCUUUCUGGACUCUUUUCAGGCUGCCGACAAGAUUCAAGACACGGAAGUGAGCUGGACUCUCGGAAAAAUGGUUCUGUAUGCAUCCUCGCAGAUUCCUAUCGAAGCUCAAGAGGCACUUCCGGUAGGCUUCGGCAGCAAUGUUGCCGGGGUCCCUAGCGACUUUCAAUAUCCGAGUGCCGAGCUGCUGCCCGAUCCUGAAGGCGCACACAACGGAUCAUGGCGCGACGCCAUGCUCGACAGCAGCCCAUCCCGCAGAGUGCCUGGUCUCAUUCUCUUCCUGCUUAUAAUAGUUGUGGCUGCAUUUUUCCUCUGCGGGCGCAGCCGCCGGCUCAAGAUGUAUCACAAGAUUCAGAACGUCUUCGGUGGCGGUGGUCCUUCUCACCCCAACUACCCCAAGAAACGGAGAGUCUUUGGCGGCAAGCUGCCUUUCUUCGGGCCGAGAAGUCCCACAUAUGAACGCGUUCUUGAGGAUGGUGCUGCUGCCUAUGAUCUCGGUGAGACGGCGUCCAGCCGCAGCUCCAUCGAUGGGGGACGUCCAUCGGAAGCGGACUCCGCGAAAUUCAUGGCACCGAAGCGGGCAUCGAGCUGGGGAAGCGGUAGCAAUACACCCACUUUCAAGUAUGCGCUGGACAACUCAUCUUCAGGGACUAUUGGACUCGGUAUCACUCCGAGUCCGGGUGUCUCGGCGAUGGAUCGGCAUGGUCUCGUGGUGAGGACCGAGAGCAGGGAUCACCUGGCGCCGGUGGCACUGGGCCCGACGAUGAAUGGUCGCCGGUCCAGAGCUGGCAGUCCUUCUCGAUCUCACCCCAAUAAAUCGCCAGUCAUGACCCCUCUUACAGAUGAAUGAUCCUUCUGUAUGAUUAUGAUUAUGUUCGCCGU